Ascochyta rabiei is the source of this 4497-nucleotide messenger RNA. RefSeq names its product Chitinase. The record is from RefSeq and is a predicted model, not a curated record. The transcript has a single exon. Bases 1 to 4497 code for a protein of 1498 amino acids. Lineage: Eukaryota; Fungi; Ascomycota; Dothideomycetes; Pleosporales; Didymellaceae.
AUGGCUCCUAGUGCACCAGCAACAUCACCUGAGCCAGCAACAUCCCCUGGACUGGCUGCAUCUUCCACAUCGCCUCCUGUGUCUGGAUCCUCAGCGGCAUCUUCGGUAUCGCCUCCAGCGCAGUCGUCUUGGGAGGCAUCCUCUGCACUUUCUUCGACACCUGGUCUCACGUCUGCCACCAAGACCGAGACUGAAUCUUCUGCGAUGGAGUCCUCAAUGAUCUCGACGACUGCUGGUUCAUCUGGUUUUUCAGUGCCCGCACAAUCACCUCCAGAUGCUUCCACUUCUACUUCGAUCUCUGCCACCACAAGCGAGACCGAGUCUUCUGCAGUUUCGUCAACUUCUGGCCCUGUUGUGCCAUCUUCUGGGUCGUCUGGUUCAGAAUCGUUGACUUCAGUGUCUUCAGCAUCAGCAUCGUUGCCAUCGCAGUUUUGGUCGUCGUCACCAGAUGCAUCUCCAAGCUCAGUUGCGACAAGCUCGGGAACACGAACCGCAUCAACAUCGCAGCUCGAGUCUACAACGUCACCUGUUGUCACAGUUACGUCAAGUGGUUCGUGGCAGUCAUGGCAGACUUCUGCAGCUACAACUGUUGUUUCCUCCGCUUCGAGCUCAGCGUCCCAGUCACCGAGCAUGACCGCAUCGCAGGAUAGUUCAACCGUUAGCCUGUCGUCGUCGUCAUCGAUGGGUAGCUCUGCUUGGACUGAUUCGACCAAAUCAAGUUCUGUGUUUGUCUCCUUGGACUCCUCGUCUGCUGCCGGCUCCUCUUCGCAGACGACUGCAGAGAGGACGUCAGAUUCCCAGACCUCAAGUGUGACAACAUCGAACUCGGGUAUCUCAACGUCAGCAGUCUCAUCUGGGGCGCCAAGCACGACUGGUAUUUCUUCGUCCUGGAUCUCUGCCUCUACAAUUACGACUGGUACAACUUCCGGCUGGAGCUCGGGCUCCGUCAAUCCAUCUCCGAGCACUGGAACGUCUUCCGAGCAAUCUUCUGUCGCAGUCUCCUCAGGUGCACGGUCUUCUCAGAGCUUGAGCGUCACGACAGCGACGGCCACGUCGUGGGUCUCGUCACUGUCUCAAGCUACAACAACCACAACUCGCGAUUCCUCACAGUCUACUGGGCAAUCUUCUGGAACAGCUACUGGGAGCGCUUCUUCGUCUCAAGACUCGAACAACGUUGUGACCUCGGGUACACCAUCAGCCUCCUCGGCAUUAGGAACUUCCAGCACUGCAGCAACGUCAGGUGCAUCAUCGGCUUCUGAUCGAUCAUCCAGCAACGCAGCUACAUCAGACGUCUUGUCUUGGGCAUCCACUACUGUUGUUUCGAGAUCUGCCAGCGAUCCCACGACUUCGAACCCAGCCCAGACUUCUUCGCCGUCUUCGCAAUCCUCCGGGCCACCAACCAUGAUCAUUUCUAACCCGACAGCCUCUACGUCGAAUGCCGCCGGCACUCGGAGCGGAGGUGGUGGUUCGAUUGCUACAAAGUCUUCAGGCCAAGGCUUUACUUUCACAGCCACUCCCACAUCUAGCGGUAUCGCCUCACCGAUGCCAACAGGCAUGUUGCGCGAAAUCUGUCCGAAGUGCUCUGGGGCUACAUGGUGCAGCCCGUUGGAAAGCUUAUAUGUGAACAAGCUGCCAGUGUUUCCUCCCGCAGAAUGCCUUGACAAUGAGUGGUGCACAAAGUGCUGGCCGAAGCCGCCAGAGUUCAACAUGGAGAUUUGCCCACUGGAGUGCUGGCUCUUGGACUGGUGCAGGCCACUCUGCAGACCCGUUGACAAACUUCCAAUCGAGCCUCCAGAGAAGGGCCUGAAGCUCCCUUGGUUUCUCACCUGGUGGUGGAAGUUGCCAGUGAAGGACUGCGUGCCAAACGAUUGCAAGGCUGAGUGUUUCGCAUGGUACGGUCUCAGCCUUGCGAUCUUCAAGCGCCCUAUCUGUCCAUGCGUUCCUCGAACUUGCACCAAGGGUGAAGACAAAGAGAACAAGGACAAGAAGAAGUGCAAGCUUUUCGGAUGUGGCUGCGGGUGGAUGGGUCUUCCCCUCGGUCCUGGCUGUGUCGAUAUCCAGGUCGACUUCCCUAAGAUUUUCCCAUUCGGAGUCUUUGGUCAGAACCCUUGCAAGUGGUUUGGCGGUUGUAAGCCCGGUCCUGGUCCGAAACCUGGCCCCCCGCCUGAAGACGACAACCCGAACGACGACGACUUUGGCGACGAAGGCUGUGGUCCAUUCGGUUGCAGGGGCUAUUGCUACGUCGAAGGAGGCUGCGAACCGUGCCCACGCGAGAUCUGCGGCGGCCCCAAGUGCACCAAACCUGGAGGCUGUGGACCGAAGACCGGACCCGACCCCAUGCCAGAGCCAACGCGGAAGAGCAAGUGCGAGGAAGACCAGAAGACCACGGUCACUGAGCGCAUCGUCUCUUGCUUUGUCGAUCUGAAGGUGGAGCCAACGACCAUCAUGUCAAUCAACUACACCCUGACAGAGACUCUCACGUCGGCAUGUCUAUCCUUCGAAGCAACGUACACCGGCUGCGGCAUUCUAGGCACGACAACGACAACCACCGUCUCCAGCUUCACGAGCACCAGCAGUGAAGCACCAGCGUGCACACGCGCCCCGCUCGACCUCGACAACGACGAAGGCGACAACGCACAGCCGACGAAAACAACAGAUGGCCCAUCGUGCACGCGCGCUCCACUCAUGCUGGAUGAUGACGAAGGCGAUAACGAGCAGCCAAAGUCUUCGGAAGCUCCUGCCUGCACACGUGCUCCGCUGUCGCUUGACGACGAUGAAGGUAACAACGAGAUGCCGGCUGAUAUGUCGUCGAGCUUGUCGGUGUCGCGAUCGCCGACGCCGUCGGCUAACUCUUCGAGCAUUGCGUUGUCGUCGACCGCCAACUCUUCAAGUAUCGCGUCCUCGACCAUGUCCAUGACUUCAUCAAUGUCCCCCAACUCGUCGUCCUCUUCAACCUCGCGAGUACUUCCACCGUCAACCUUGAGCAUGCCCACGACUACUCCUCCAUGGGGGUCCGGCAUACCAUCAGGCACCCCUACCCCGGGUAACUGUGGCGGCUGCAAGUCGUAUUUCGACGUAAUCGCGAACGGGAAGUGUAGGCCAGAUGGCUCCGACGCCGAAGCGUGCGCUAAGUGGAGUCUUGCUGAAUUGUGCUUUGGUAAUCGGAGCCCUGACUACUGCAAGACGGGCCCCUGCAAGCACUCUGCCUGUCCCAAGGAAAACCUUGGCGACUACUCAAAGGCAAACCCCGCGUCCCCUUUCACCACUGUCUUGUCGCUGUCCAGCACCACAGUCUCGGUCACUGCUACUCCGUCUAAGACGACGGUGAGUCUGUCGGCCUCAGCCACGCCAACAUGCAAGUCCGGCGGCAGUAUCUCGCCACACGGCAAGUGGACUGCAUACUGGGAGCAGGUGAACUACGGCGACCAGUAUUCGGAUUUCACGUGGACCCUGUGGGACGAGAACGGCUGCGAGGCGGGCAAGGGCUCGGCCAACAACCGACAGCUCUUGGGUGCGGAUAUCGUGACGGACAUUGGAGCGCAAGGUCGCCCUCAGGAGCAGAAGAUGGGUUACAUGUUGCACGCCAACACCACAGACUCCACCGCCGAGUCUCGUUCGGAGAUCCAGUUCACCAUCUCGAAGCCUCCCGCUGGCUGCACGGAGUUCUGCUGGGUGAAAUGGAAGAUCACCAACGGAAUUGCUUCAAAGCCCUGGGAGAUCACCGACGACUGUGCACAGCAGUGCGGCAUGCGCAAGCUCACCCCAACAGACGUCGGCUGCGACGACGGCAUCAACAAGUUCCAGACGGCCGACGAUGACAGUCUCAACAAGCGCGGAGGCUACUGCUGGUGGCGCAUGCCCUUUGAGCCCGCCAACGACGACCCUGUCCCGCCUCCACCACCACCUCCACCACCUUCACCACCCAUCACGCGAGAGAGCAUCUGGCGCCUCGAGAUCCGUCAGCAGAUGGAGCACGAGAAGUCGGAAGUCGAAUGGACGCUCUACGACCCCAACAAGAACCACGCCGGCUCCGGCCUGGCCGACACCUCAUCCGGCGACGUCGUGAAGACCAUAAUCGAAACCCAAGGCCGCGACGAGCACCCCGAAGACAAGCUGAAAUACAAAAUGCAGCUCACCGUGUCCCACCCGCGCAACAAGGACAAAUCAACCGUCAAAAUCGCCUACGCCGACGUCGGCAAGCUCCCCGGCUGCAAAUACGGCACGAAAACCGGCCACGUCCCGUCAUGCAACCCUUCGUACGAGACGGAGACGGAUGACGAGGCAAACGUCGCUAUCCUCAUGGACUGCUACACAAAGUACUACGGCACCGAGUGGGCCUGCGAUCGCCACCUCGUCUCCUCCACUCAGAUGAGCUGCGAUCCUAUUCCCCACGCUUUCCGCCCCAAGAACGCUGGCUUCGAGCGCAGCUUCGCUUGCUGGUGGCCUCAUGACUUUGCGCCCUCGCCUGGCUCCGGUGGCGGACGCGCACUUUGGUAG